AUGGCGGUGAAACAGCGGCUCUGCAGGCCGCUCCUCCGCUUUGCUACUCUCUCCAGACGGGGGGUGGCGGCAAUGCGCGGGCCUGUCGCUGUCCUGCCGCGGACGCGAGCAGAAGAAGAGCGUGUGCGGAAGUAAACAGCGGAGCACCAUCGUGUGCGUUUUAGCGAACCCGAGUCAGAUACGAGGACGACUUCGCGAGUGUGAUCUGGAAGCUUCGCCUCUUUACCGUGUGUGUCACACUGAAGCACUGUGUGAGUGUGAAGUCCUGCGGAAAAUGUCAAACUGCAGUAAUUUCCACACACAGUUGGUUUCCGUUAUGGAGGUAUUAGCGAAAGCGGCGGUGGCAGAAAUCAGCAAGCUGGUGGACGGCAGCUGCGCGGUGCUGCGAUUGGAAAUGUACCGAUACCAGAAGGAGAACGAAGCGCUGAAGACCAAACUGAAGCUGAUGGAGCGCGAGCUGCGGGCCGCGAGACGAUCCCCGGCGCGCGGCAGCCGCUGUGCAGAGCGCGUGUCUGCAAGGGCUCGGAGUCACCGUGCAUCACCUGUUUCCCCCACAGAAGCUGCAGACUUUGCUGUGGGCGACGGAGACAAAUGUGACCCGACGCCCACACCUGCAGAAGCUCCAGAGGAAAAGGUAACACAGCCCACACCUGCAGGAGAUCCGGAGGAACAGGUAACCCAGCCCACACCUGCAGAAGAUCCAGAGGAGCUCAGUGAGAAGCGCAGGUGUGGACACAGUGAGGAAGACCUCAGUGGACUGGAGUUUGUGGUGAAGGCAGAGCAAGAGGAAGAGCAUGUAGCCCAGAGACUCAGUCAGACAGGAUGUGAACACAGUGCAGGAAGACUGAACAAUCUGGACUCUGAGUAUGUAACGUACGAGAGAGACGGUCAGCUGUGGACUUCCUUCACACCAGGCGACAGUGACAUAGAGACUGAUGAUCCAGUUUGUGAUAAUGCUACAGAGCAAUACUCACAGAGUCUGCCGGUUCACACAGAGCUUCAGCAUGCCCCUGCUGCAGAUGCAGCUUCUGCUAACUCCAUUUCCUCUUUUGCGAUUCCGUAUGUUCACAUGUUUGACAUGAUACCUGUGAAAAAGGAAGCUGAGAUGCAGGGCGCUACAGGCGAGUCCAGACCUGAGGGGGAGAGCAGAGAGCAGCUGAGCUCAGCGAGAGACAGUCAGACAUUACAGGCCAGGCAGCAGCUGCACGGACCCUCAGCAAAACUAAUGAGCGGGAGUGAGAGUGCAGCUGAGCUGAGCUCAGACACUCAGUAUGAGGGUGGAUAUACUCUGAGCGGCAACAGUUUCAACACAAAAAAGAUGAAGAGUGAUGGAAGGGCUGGCUCAGGGAAGAAAUCGUUCCUUUGUCCACACUGUGGAAAGAGUUUAGCUUAUUUCAGCUGCUAUAAAGUACAUUUGCGAAGUCACACAGGAGAGAAACCGUACAGCUGCGCUGAGUGUGGCAAGUGCUUCACGCAGCAAAGCAAUCUCACCAAACACGAGAGCGUCCACAGUGGGAAAAAGCCCUUUCACUGCGCGCAGUGUGGAAAGAGCUUCCGGCAUCGCUACAACCUCACGCUUCAUCAGAGAAUUCAUUCAGGCGAGAGGCCGUUCCACUGCACACAGUGUGGGAAGAGUUUCGCUCAGUCUUGUCACUUUAAAAGACACCAGCGAUGUCACAUGGGUGAGAAAACAUACAGCUGUUGCUGA
Megalops cyprinoides (Indo-Pacific tarpon) is the source of this 1708-nucleotide messenger RNA. RefSeq names its product zinc finger protein 34-like. Lineage: Eukaryota; Metazoa; Chordata; Actinopteri; Elopiformes; Megalopidae. The transcript has 2 exons. Gene Ontology annotation, biological process: regulation of transcription by RNA polymerase II. The record is from RefSeq and is a predicted model, not a curated record. The coding region runs from base 275 to 1708 and encodes 477 amino acids. Gene Ontology annotation, molecular function: DNA-binding transcription factor activity, RNA polymerase II-specific; RNA polymerase II cis-regulatory region sequence-specific DNA binding.